Molecule: messenger RNA, 1404 nt
Organism: Austrofundulus limnaeus
Lineage: Eukaryota; Metazoa; Chordata; Actinopteri; Cyprinodontiformes; Rivulidae
Exons: 3
Coding region: 95-1087 (330 amino acids)
Source: RefSeq, a predicted model, not a curated record
UAUAGGCCUGCUAUUCUUUCCACGUUUCGAUUGUCUUUUUUGCUCCGUGUAAAGAAAAACCUCGUGUGAAAUUCUCUUUGAAAGACAGAGAGAAAUGCAUUUAAGAGCUGUGAUCUUUUUCCUGUCACUUUCAAAAACUUUAGCGUACCCAUUGCACAGUGACACCAGAGAAGCAGCAUGGACUGACCCAAAUGGUAACCAGGCUCAUGACAAAGUAGACCUCACAAAAGACGUGCAUAGAAUCUACAAGAGCAUCAUAGACAGCAGUGAUCUUUACAGCCAUAAAAGCGAUGAGAAGAAUCACGUGGCAGAGGAGAUGCAGCGCAAACUGGCCAUGGAGUCCGAGCGCCUGCGCGUGCGUCUGCGCCAAGAGCUGGCUGAGCUGAGGGAGAGGUUAUCUCCAUCUCCGGUCCAUCUCAGCGCUGCCCUGGCCAGCAUGAGGGAGCGUCUGACCCCUCUCACUCAGCAGCUCCAGAGCUCUCUGAGCAGCAACACCCAAGAUCUGUGCAGCCAGCUGAGUCUCUACCUGCAGGGUCCGGAGACGGGGGAGUCUCAGAUGGAGGCCGGUCCAGGUUGGAAUCAGGACACCUUCCAAUGGAUCAGCCAGAGCCUGGAACGGAGCAGCCUUCGGUUAGGUAACAUCAUCAGCGACUUCCACACGGCAACCAGGGACAUCGCUGAAGGUCUGAAACCGACAAGCCCUCCCGAGGACGAGGAAAAGGACUCAAAGGUGUGGCAGGCCAUGAAAUCCAAGCUGGAACAAGAAGUGAGUGUCCUAAGGGAGGAGGCCCAGAACAGGGUGGAGGUUCUGAAGGCUCAGCUUGCAGCUCUGCUAGAAUCCGCUCAGCCUCUGAAGUCUGAACUUAAAGACAGCGUGGAGCGAUUCUGCCAAAACGCCGCCCUACAGAACCAAGUGCUUCAGGCCCGGAUAGAAAAGCUGGUUAUUGGGGUGGAGGAAGAGGUCCUCGAUGCCUCCCUCCAGCCUCUGCCACCUUCUUUGUCUUCACAGGAAGGCGGCUCUUUGCAGGAGGACUUCUCGGUGAAACUCUCUGCUCUGAUCCAGGACAUUAUGCACUCUAUGCAGUGACAAAAACAAGCACUUUUUUUAAACCAAAGCACAGAUCAAAUUUAAGUGGCAUACAUUCUUGUCCACAAAUGUAUUUUGUGUAUGUUGCUGUGCUGUAAGCAGGCUGUAAAUAUUUUUGAAUGAAUGAAUCAUUCUGUGUAUGAAUGAGUGUAUAAAAAUGUCAAAAUUGAACCAUGUAAAAAAAACUGUUACAUUUGGAAAGAAAACUGUGUUUAGAAUUAUGUAAAAAAAAGAAUCACUUUUAAUUAAUGUAUCGGGAGUGUAAGAGAGCAAGUGUUUGAUGUUUUCAUUUAUCUGUAAUAAAGACAGACACUCCA